This is a messenger RNA of Paraphaeosphaeria sporulosa, 2300 nucleotides long. RefSeq lists its product as uncharacterized. The record is from RefSeq and is a predicted model, not a curated record. NCBI's taxonomy places the organism in Eukaryota, Fungi, Ascomycota, Dothideomycetes, Pleosporales, Didymosphaeriaceae. The transcript has a single exon. Bases 407 to 1879 code for a protein of 490 amino acids.
AGCCCUGGAGAAGGAUCAUGCGAAAUUCCGAGACAUCAACCUUGAGCCGGCUGUUUACACCUCCUUGCAUACAAAUUCACAUCUUCACCCGCACUCAUUCAGCACAACGCAGCACUCGCCAUCCUCUUCGAGGCCCUCAUCUAGGCCGCCUUCGCCUUUUGGAAGUUCCCGCCCAAGUCUACCAAGCCUGGCAUCGUCAUUGACUUCUGCCACCUUUUCAGUUGACGUUCUACCAGAUCGGAAAGAUAACGAGCCCUCAGCAAGACGUCCAUCGCUGCGUCCGUCUCUAAAAGCUCGUUUGCGAUCGUCACCAAGCUCUUGCAGAGCCUCGAGACCAUCAAUCCACGCAUUAGAUUUCCAUAACGAGCCUGAACAGCCUGAGAAGCACUUUAUUGAUUCGAUAGGAAUGGUUAUCCCCGGGGUCUGUAAUCGUUCUCGCUGCGAGCAUCCCAGAGCACACUUCGUCUCGCAUUGGAGGUUAUGUGAGCCAAUCGAGUAUACCACAGCCCUAGCAGAUCACGGAAUAACGUACUCUGAUUACUCUCGGUUGUUAAGUGCGCUGGUAAAUGUUCUUGACGAUACGCCCAGCAAUAUAAAGAAAGGGCAGCGCGAUACUCCAUGGUGGCCAAUUCGGCGACGUAAAGCUUCCAACGCCGUUGACUCCCCUGACCGAGACGGGCAGCGACGACCUUCAUCGACAAGGCGCCAUAAUAUCUUUGGCGUAGAACCGGAAGGCCAACACGGAGGUGACAGACAGCAAGCAGAGGACUUGAACAGGCUGCUAGAACAUAUUACCUCCCAUUGGCAGCGAAGAAGCCUCCCAGUGGUAGUCUGCGUUGGCUCUUUUUCUCUCUUCACGCCGAACAGGAUCUCCGAGGCGUUUAUACAGAUCCUACACGUUCCACUGGAACCGCGACCGGCGAAAACGUACGAACUGCGAGACGCGGCCCGACUGUCAUUUAUUGACCCCUUCGCCGUUGCUCGAUCGGAAGAAUGCAGUGUCGCCCGUCCACGCCCGGUCAUGAAGCGGAGAAGUGCGUCGCCUCAGUCCGCGAUAUCGAAUGACUCGCAUUUGUACCACCAUCAACAGCUCCAAUUCCGUGAUCGGACACGACCAUGGCCUCUCUGGCCAAAUGCAAUUCCAUCUCGGAAACUAGAACAGAUGGAUGCCAAUGCGGACCGUUACGGCGCAGAUCCACACUUCCGGGCCUGGAUUCGGGCGGGUAUCAACUCGAGAACAAAGUGUACUUCGUACGCCAAAUACAUGAUCGAAAAGGAUGACAAUCCCUUCAUCAACACACGUCUAGAGUAUGUCAAUCCUCCUGCAGGCGAGUCGCUGAUGAUGGGUCUGCUCGGGAUGGGUUCGCAAGAUAAGUCUCCAGGUAGCGUGAACAGGAAGUACUACGAGCACAACAGAAGACUGGAGUGUCGCAAGACAAUCGAGAACGGCUCGCGGCUCCGUAUCGUGAGAUUUGGUUUUCGGAACGCCCUGCACCCACCACACACCGCAGAAAUGGAGGCUCUCGGUCUGACGCGCGAGAAGUAUGACACAAUCGUACGCAAGAUCGAAGACAUUCGACAAAGUACUAAGACACCUUACUAUUCAACGUUCCUGAACCCAUGCAAUAAGAUACGCUGUCGCAACACGGUUGACGCGUUGAAAAAAAUCGGUGAAUACAUCCGCCAGAUCAACGGUGAGGGUCGGUGUGUAGUGUGGACUAUUGAGAAGAUCCCUGGUGUGUAUGAUCAGGGGAUAGGUUGCGACAAGCAGGAAUGGGAGAUCAGUGCGUGGAACUGUGAAGAUCCUCUGGAACUUUUGAUCCAGUUAGAGAGGUGGGGCAUCAUUGAGAAGAAGUUAGACCUUGAGGAUGAUGAUUGAUGUGAGGUCCAGAUAGUUGACUUUUAUAAUCGCACCAAUAAUUCAAACCUCCUCUAGCAGGUCCUACGAGAGGACUUGAACUGUUGUAAAGGCGAAGCAUCCUCUGGCAAGUGGUUGGCCAUUACAAGCGUCCAACCGCGGUGGCCCACUUGAAGAGGGCUCAGCUCUGAUUGGGGCGAAUGGUCCUCUGUGGUAAUACGGGCAUUCAAUGCCAUCUGCGACGGAAGCUAUGUCAUAGAGGAUUGGGUUGUCACCGGUCCUCGUUUCGUCCGUGAUGCCACCAUUGGCGUUGCGUACGCCCCACAUGCAGACAUUGCGUGGAGUUGUCGGAGAUCGAAUGGGAGAUGGCGGAGACGAAGCUGUGCCCUGCUCGCCCAUCAAUAUGUCUCAUCGCACGGAGCUUUCCGUAAAUUGUCAACGG